Molecule: messenger RNA, 1518 nt
Organism: Candidozyma haemuli
Lineage: Eukaryota; Fungi; Ascomycota; Pichiomycetes; Serinales; Metschnikowiaceae
Gene: MCD1
Product: kleisin alpha
Exons: 1
Coding region: 1-1518 (505 amino acids)
Biological process (GO): mitotic sister chromatid cohesion; replication-born double-strand break repair via sister chromatid exchange; synaptonemal complex assembly
Cellular component (GO): cohesin complex; synaptonemal complex
Molecular function (GO): chromatin binding; protein binding
Source: RefSeq, a predicted model, not a curated record
AUGACUGACUUACUUACCCGCCAGGGCCCUUUGGCUCAAGUCUGGUUGGCGUCCAAUUAUGAUAAAAAACUUUCAAAGCAGCAAUUGCUUAAAACAAACCUUGUCAGUUCUUCGGAAUACAUCUCCAAUCAACCCAUACAAUCAUCUUCCAAAGACAAUGCACAACCCAUUACGUUGAGACUUUCAGGACAUUUGCUUUUGGGAAUUGUUAAAAUCUACUCUAGAAAGACAAAGUAUCUUCUAGAUGACGUGAAUGAGGUGUUGUACAAGUUGAAGAACUCGUUUAAGUUUGCUAGUGGAGCUACGUUAGGUACCAGUGCAGCCUUUGUCAACUUGCCUCCACAACAGACAACUCUUUCUAAUAUCAACAGAAUCAUGCUUCAAGAUCAGGUCACUGAUUUGAAUCUUUUGUACCAGGACGACUUGGAUUUGGACGAUCACCCUACAGAGAGACUUCUUGACCAGAUGAGCAGUGGAGAUGGUGCAACAGAUAACGUUGACCUUGACAGGUCCAUUGAAGUUGGUCGUGGCGUCGAAGAAAACGAGGACUUUGACUUUGAUUUUGAUUUGAGUAUGGAUGUAGACACUUCGAUCGAACAGGGCAGAGACGCUCAAGUUGCAUUGCCAGAUGCUGAACAAUCGUUGCUUGACAUAGGCUCUAAGACCGCAGAGGGCCAAGAGCAGCCAUUGGGUUUUGACCUUGGUGAGCCUUUGGAAACCAUUUCAGAGUUGCAAACUGAACAACAAAGUGCUGAACAAACAGAGAACAGACAGAGACGCAGGCUCGUUGGUGUCGGUGAGGAUGGUCUUGUUAGAACCACCAAAAGAAAAUUGGUUGUCGAUUCUGCCGAGGACCUCGAGCGUGGACUUCCAGUUGAAGUCUUGAGAAGUAUUCAACGUCUUCAGACAUUUGGACGUUUUACGGACGAACAUUUGACCAUUAACUUGACACAGUCACAAAAGUUGCAACUCAUCAAGGAACUUGCGGAACCAAGUGUUGCUAAGCGUAGAAAGAUCUGGAAUCUUGAUGACGAAUUGACACAGCAUGCUAACCAGCUUUCCGCUGAGGAGCAGCGCCAAAGGGAUGCCCAAUAUGAGGAUGAUUACGACUUAGACUUUGAUUUAUCUUUACCAAGUCUUGAAUCUGACAAUGAGGGCUCAAAUGACCAAGCUGACGCUUUGGAAGAUGGAAGUCUCAGCAAUGUUAAGACGACAACACAAGUGGCCCAACAUCUUAGGAACACUUUCUUAGACCAGCCAACAGCAUCUCUUGACGAUCUCAUGAAGAAGGAUCUAGAGUUUAAAGAUGCUGAAGACCUUCCCCUCGGAAUGGUCAGCAAAACAGACACUACAAUUGAGAUAAGCAAAAGAAGGGAAGCCACCAAAUGCUUCUUCGAGACGCUUGUACUUGCUACACAAAAUUGCAUAACUCUUGAGCAAAAGAAGACCGAGCCAACAGACAUUGGCGAAAAGAUUACUAUCAGGCCGCUUGACAAUCUUGCUGCCAAAUUCUUGUAA